Columba livia (rock pigeon) is the source of this 3286-nucleotide messenger RNA. It is a transcript of the gene R3HCC1, whose product is annotated as R3H domain and coiled-coil containing 1. The coding region runs from base 132 to 1985 and encodes 617 amino acids. Lineage: Eukaryota; Metazoa; Chordata; Aves; Columbiformes; Columbidae. Gene Ontology annotation, molecular function: nucleic acid binding. The transcript has 8 exons. The record is from RefSeq and is a predicted model, not a curated record.
CAGCGGCGCCCGGGGCCGGUCCGGCCCCCCCGGGGCGGGGCGGCGGGAGGAGCCGGGACCGGGCGCAGGCGCCGGGAUCCGCCGCUCGGCCGGGCCUGCUCCCCGCCGCCGCCACCCUGGCGCUGCGCUGCAUGGACGGCGUGUUCCUCUCGCCCAACGAGGAUGAGUUCGUGGGCAGGAUCACCGAGGAGCUGGAGCACUUCAUGCUGCAGGGGCAGCACCACAGGGUGCUGCUGUUCCCCCCGCUGUCCAGUCGCCUCCGGUACCUGAUCCAUCGCACCGUGGACAACGUGGAUUUGCUGAGCAGCUUUUCCGUGGGAGAGGGAUGGAGGAGGAGGACGGUGAUCUGCCACUCGGCCGUCAGGCUGCCCAGUGAGACCAGUGACCCCAAACCCAGCAGCAACCCCCCGAGAUGCCAGCGCCCCACACAGCCGUGGGGCCGGGGGGGCCGGCCGUGGCGCGGGGGGGACACCCACGGCGACACCCCCCGCGUGGGCUCCGGCAGGAUCAAGAGGCCGCCCAGGAAGAAGCCAGACAAAGCCCUUUAUGUCCCCAAAGCGAUGCGCAGGAGGGGGGACUGGGGGGAGCAGGAGGGCCCGGUGACCGGUGGCGCCGACUCAGAAAAAGAAGAGAUUUGCCUUAAAACGUUCGUCGCGGAUGCACAGGAGGAACGGGACAAAUCUGAGGGCGGCCCAGGUGGUGUCCCCGUGGUCCAUGGCAAGAGACGGGAGCCCGGAGAAGAGGGAUCUUCAGGACAAAAUGACGAUGACGCCAACAACGAAUGUCCCCCGUGCUGUACGGAUGUCCCGUCCUUAGUGAAUAGCAACGAUUCCUCUGGGCAGGAAAAUCAGGAUAAAGACUGUUCGGAUUCGCUUUCUUCUCUCCAUAAUAAAAAGCCAAUUGAAGCAGAAGAGCAAGAUCAACGCUGCGAUGUUGUUAUACCAGAAAGCAGCACGACCCCGUGCCAAGCGCAAGCUGAAGAGCAAACCAGCCAGGAUGCCGGUGUUUUGGGGUCCCAAAGUGGCACCAGUAACUGUACAGACCCCGCUGCAGCGUCGCUGGGGCUGGAAAACCAAGAGGAAAGCUGCGCUGGUGCCCUGGAGAGUGGCGGAAUCACAUCCCCAUCUGCAGAACAUGGUGAGGACAUGAGCGCCGGCACGGUGGAGGGAGACCAGAGUUCCUCCGAGCUGCAAAGCCAAGACCAAGAGCGCCCCAGCGUUGAGCAAACGCAACCCCACAACCCCCCAGAAGCCCAAAACGAGCCUUUAGACUCCCCUGAAUGCGACCCAUCGGCUCCUGAGGAGCAGAACGUGGAUGCUCCGGCGCAGAACCAUGCGGGGACGGUGCCGGUGACCCAAGGGGACAAGGAGCACUCGGGCUUGGCCGACGUGCUGUGGCAUGAGCUGCGCUUGUCCACGGGUGACAAGGAGGAGGGUGACAAGGACGCGGGUGUCUCCGGGCAGAGCGGCCUCGAGGACGAUGGAACCGCUGAGCUCUUGGCCGAGAUCGCAGGUUAUUUGACGGUGAAGGACAUCAGCAUCGAGCAGAUCAGCUUUGACUACUCCAGCUACGGCGACGCGCAGCUCGGUGAUGGGGAUUUCGGCCACGUCACCGAAAUCUAUGACUUCUCCCCAGCACUGAAAACUGAGGAUCUGCUGGAAGUGCUCUCGGAUUUCCACGAGAGCGGCCUCAAGAUCCAGUGGGUGGACGACACGCACGCCCUGGGAAUCUUCUGCAGCCCGUCGGCAGCAUCUCAAGCCCUGGGCCGACGUUAUUCGGCUUUAAAGAUCCGACCGCUGAUCCACGCAACGAAGCAGUCGAAGAUCAAGGCGCUUCAGCGACCAAAACUCCUGCAGCUGGCCAAGGAGCGGCCCCAGACGGACACGGCGGUGGCCAAGCGGCUGGUGACGCGGGCGCUGGGGCUGAAGCACAAGCAGCCGGACGCCGAAACGCUCCUGCCCGAAAACCCGGACCAAGAGGAAUAAACCAUCAUCUCGGCUUUAAAAACAAACAAAAGAUAUUAUAGAUAUUAAACGGCAUGCAGAACAGUGAGUUGCCACGGGGGAUGUUUCUCUUGGGGAGUUCGUUGAAGUUUGUUAUUGAUGAGAUAUUGAGCGCGAGAGCCAAGCGCUCUGAGGGCUCUUGGUUAGGGAGCGUCUCGCCCUGCUCUUGUUACUCACUUGGGCACUUGCAGAAAGUCAGGCUGCUUUAUAAAUUUAAAACAAAAUGCAUUAGAUGAAGGGAAUUCCAUCUCCUUGGCCAAAAUGGAGCUGUAAGCAAGAACAGAGCAUCUCCAGGAGUCAAAAAAGCUGUUUAGUGUUUACUUCAUUGUAAUGUUACUGUUAAAAUAUCCCCCAAAACUGACAACACAAGUGACUUUGAGGGUUUUUUUCCCCUUAUUUCCAUAGUGUUUAAAGAGCCUGACUUGCUUUGUUUAGCAAGGAAGUUGUCAAGACACAUUGUGGCAGCAGCAGUUGAGCUUCCAGUGUGUCUCAGGCUCUGCUUUUGCUGCAUCUGGAGAACAAAAUGGAGUUUUCCAACCGAAAAACAGGCUCAAAACCUUUGCUCGAUGCCACUGGAUCAAUGACAGGAAUAGCAGAAGACUUCUGCGUUCUGGAAGCCUCACAACACCCCUGUGAGGUGGGUUAUCCAGCCCGUUUCAGUCAUGGGCAGCUACAAUGAUUCAUUUAACGAGCUGCUUGUAGAAGUCUUCUGUAUCAACACAGAGGGAGCACAAAGCCUUCAGAACCAGGAAUUGCGAACGUGGCCCUAACCUGUCGUGGAGUAGAAAUACACAAAUGGCAUGUAAAACAUUUUCUCUGGGUAAAACGUUUUUAUUCAAGUGUCUGAAAAUGUGUAGCGACGCGUGUCCUCAAACAAACAGAGGAGCACGCUUAGCACCAUGAUGAAUUUCCCGACUGUAAGAAUCCUUUCCAAGGCAACUUACGGGGGUCCAAACCCUGAUGAUGAUCCCACGAAGCGACCUCUAAGGUACAGUGAGGAUACGAUGCCUUAAACUAAAUCCUUUAAGGGAAAGGUGGAGGGAAUAUCCAGCAUAGAGGGUCAUAUUUAGACAUGUAGGAUGUUUUGGGCAAAUAGCUUACUUGUGGAAUGGGAUUUCCCAGCCCAGUGGACUCAUCAUCAGGAGAUGCGCAAAGUCUUUGGGAUACGACGGUGGAGGUUGGAGCAGAAAACAGUUCUGCGGAGGUUGUGCUGGGGGUUGGUUGUUGGAUACCAGAGUUUCAAGAGUAUUAAAUUAUGCUUUAUGCUGUUCUGCUGAGAAAAA